Astyanax mexicanus (Mexican tetra) is the source of this 5498-nucleotide messenger RNA. It is a transcript of the gene htr7a, whose product is annotated as 5-hydroxytryptamine (serotonin) receptor 7a. Gene Ontology annotation, biological process: G protein-coupled receptor signaling pathway, coupled to cyclic nucleotide second messenger; chemical synaptic transmission. Gene Ontology annotation, cellular component: membrane; dendrite. The record is from RefSeq and is a predicted model, not a curated record. Bases 557 to 2029 code for a protein of 490 amino acids. The transcript is spliced from 2 exons. Gene Ontology annotation, molecular function: melanocortin receptor activity; G protein-coupled serotonin receptor activity; neurotransmitter receptor activity. Lineage: Eukaryota; Metazoa; Chordata; Actinopteri; Characiformes; Acestrorhamphidae.
UUUACAUACAAAUCUGUACCUAUUUUUCUUAGUGUGUACUACCAUAAAAAGAGAAACAUCAAGGCUAGGUAAUCACAGAGAGGCAAAGUAAUGCAAUGCAAAACAUUAAAAAUACAUACAUGUAAUUUUAGGAAAAUUACAGGUGGAAACUUUGUAGAUUUUAUUUCUUAAUAGAAUGUAAGCAGAUUUUCUAGAGUAGCACAUUGGGAUUGUUCGAGUAAUACCAGAGAACCACUGGGUUAGAACAUUUGUGUUAAGUUCUUCCGCAGGAGAGAAUUUGAUUGAAAUUAAAGUUCCUGUGGAGUUUCUGUGGUUCAGUUCAGUUCAUUGUGUGUGUGAGGGAAUAAGUGACGUCAGGUUAAUAAUAUAAGGCACCCCGCUCCCUCUCUCGCGCUCCUACAGUGUCCCCUCUCUGCGCGUUACGCACGCGGUGCGCUCUUAGUUCAGCCUUCUCCUGUCCUCGCGCUCAUCUCUUUCCAUUGCGCGGUAACCGGCGCGUGAAUGCGCGCGGUGAGGAGAAGAUAAUAAGAGACCCGUGAGCGCGCGCGCGGCUUUCAUGGUGGUCGGCGACGCGAACAGGACCACGGGUUACGGAGAGAGCGCGCGCUCGCUCAUGGCGGAGGCGCGCGCGCGGGAGCCUGGCGCGCACGUGGCAAGCGCGAGGAUCGCGGAGGCGCUGCUGCUUCCACGGCUCUUGGAGCUCGCGCACGACGGCGGCGGCGGAAUUGGCAUCGGCGGGGAUCGCGUGCCCUCCGUCGCACACAUGCCCGCGCACACGCCCGGCUCCGCAGCUUCGGACAUGCUGGGACCCUCUGCGCUCGAGCCGAGCCUCGUGAUGGCCGCGGCCAACCGCACGCGCUGCGCCGAGCAGAUCCUGAGCUACGGCGGCGCGGAGAAGGUGCUGAUCGGUGCCGUGCUCACCGCGCUCACGCUCAGCACCAUCUGCGGCAACGUGCUCGUGCUGGUGUCCGUGUGCUUCGUGAAGAAGCUGCGGCAGCCCUCCAACUACCUGAUUGUGUCGCUCGCGCUCGCGGAUCUGUCCGUUGCGCUCGCGGUCAUGCCCUUCGUCAGCAUCACGGACCUGAUCGGCGGCCGCUGGAUCUUCGGACAGUUCUUCUGCAACGUCUUCAUCGCCAUGGACGUGAUGUGCUGCACAGCGUCCAUCAUGACGCUCUGCGUGAUCAGCAUCGACAGAUACCUGGGUAUCACCAGACCCUUGACAUACCCGGUGCGGCAGAACGGCUGGUGCAUGGCGAAAAUGGUCCUCUCUGUUUGGCUGCUCUCUGCGUCCAUCACCCUGCCGCCGCUAUUCGGUUGGGCGCAGAAUGUAAAUGACGACAAGGUGUGCCUGAUCAGCCAGGACUUCGGCUACACCAUCUAUUCCACGGCUGUGGCAUUCUACAUCCCCAUGACGGUCAUGCUAAUCAUGUACUACCGCAUCUACCGGGCAGCCAAGCUAAGUGCAGCCAAGCACACCAUCACCGGCUUCCCGCGGCCGGAGAAGAACAGGCAGGAUGAGGUGGAUGAGGACGAGGAGGACCCUGGAGACGGCUCAGAGGUGUCAACAGGCGUGGACUGUGUUACUGUUGCGAUGAAGCUGCACAGGGAAGUGGAGGAGUGUGCCCGGUUGCCUCGUCUCUUGCGGGGAAUUGGCGGUGGCUCCUCUGACCGCAAGAGCAUCUCCAUCUUCAAGCGGGAGCAGAAAGCAGCAGCCACUCUGGGGGUUGUAGUGGGGGCCUUCAGCUUCUGCUGGCUGCCCUUCUUUCUGUUGUCCACCACCCGGCCCUUCGUGUGUGGGACGGAGUGCAGCUGUGUGCCGCUGUGGGUUGAGAGGACCCUGCUAUGGUUGGGCUACGCCAACUCGCUCAUCAACCCCUUCAUCUACGCCUUCUUCAACCGCGACCUGCGCACCACCUACCGCAGCCUCCUGAGCUGCCGCUACCGCAACAUCAACCGCAGGCUAUCAGCGGUUGGCAUGCACGAGGCUCUGCGGCUGGUGGAGAGGCCUGAGACCACGGUGUCUGGGUGACCUUGGCUUACAAAAAGGGAAAAAGCAUGAAGCUGCAAAACUCAAGCGGAAAAAAAUGCUGAAAGACUUCAGGAUUCCAGAGCUUGACAGGGCCAUGGAACACAGCAGGGUUUCAAGCAUCAUUAUGAGGACCCUUGUAAGGUUUUCUAAAGAGAAGUCCAGAUAUCCAGCUUUACUCUUGAGCUUUCUGCGAUGGCAUGGAACACUUGGUCCUGAUGAUUUUUUAGAGUCUUGCGUCUUUUGAACAUCUUUGAAACAGGGAUGCCCAACAAGGAUGCUGAACUCUUGAACUCAUAACUGAACCAAACAAAUAAAUGUCAUGACAUGCUCAAGAAAAUAUGAUGAUCUGCAUAGAGGGUUCCUGCUAUAAUGAUGGACCAAGCAGUGGACUUGAUUCCCCAAACAGUUUUGGGUCAAUUGGGUCAUUAUUUGUGCUUUUCCAGUUGAGUAAGUAUCUUUUAAGGCUUGAUCACAUCUGGCAUUAACAUGAGUUUUGUAUAAAAGCACAUCAUCACAUCCCAUCAUCAAAGGUGUCAAAUGUAUUCUCAUUCAUUACUCUGUAGAAGUAUAGAUACUAGGGUUUAAAAUACUUCUGGAGAUGUUGAAGUAUCAACUCAAGCUUUUUACUCUUUAAGUAAAAGUGUAAAAGUACUGUUUCAAAACUACUUAAAGUAUAAAAGUAAUGUAAGGGGAAAAAAUUACAUUAGGACAAAAGCUUAGGCCAGGCCACAGGGUCCUUCCCUUUUUCUAAAAGCCAUAAUAAUAAACAUUCUUAAGCAUUAUUUUUUUUAAUUUAAAUUAAAUGAUUGUUCAUUAGGUGAUUCUGCCAUGUGCUGGGCAUUAAAGGGAAAUGCAAUUAAUACAUAUUUAAUAUGUUUGACCAGAUAUUAUUUGAUCAUGUAUGAGAUUUUAGAGAACUAAUAUUUUAAUUAUAUAAGGAACACACAAUCUACUUACAUGAAAAAUCAACCUGCAAGUUACAUUCAUUUUAUUAUUAUCAUUAUUUAAUAAUGCAAUAACAGUGUAUGUAAUGUAAAUAUACACUCUGCUGUGAUUAUCAUAGCUUUAAAUUUAUUAUGUUAAAAAAAAGUUAUUAAUUAUUUUUUUUUACUCUGAAUGUAGAAGCCGCCACAUUUAAUGUGAAACGCGAAACUUGCUAAACAGGAGUGAGAUAUAACUUGAUUAAAAUAUAACACAUCUUGUUUAACUACUCUAGAAGGCUCUAGUAACACUGAAUGAGAGAAAAAAUAGAACUUGAGAGUUAAAUUGCGCCUUGUUUUGGAACUUUAGGUUGAGCUGGAAGGGAAGGGAAAACUUAUAUAUAAAUAUACACUAUUAUACAUUCUUGAGAAUAAGAAAAAUCUUGUUUAACUACUCUAGCAGGCUCUAUGAACAUUGAAUGAGAGAAAAAAUGCAGCCCUAAAUCUUGUUUGCAGUGUGUCUUGGAGGUGUUUAAAAACACAUGUUAAUGCCAGGUGUGAACAGGCUCAUGGUGUCAAUUGAUGACACAAUUUGUUAAUAAAGCAUCAUUAUCCAAAAAUCCUGAGAACAAGAAGAUUGGACCGUAUGUGCACUAUUGAUAUAGUGUACAAACCCACGUUUUAAAAUUAGGUUUUUUUGGGGCUUCAUGUGUUCGAGUGAACAAAGACAUUGUCACUGUAAUCUAAGAAUCGCCAUUUCAAAUGCCGGAUAAUGCUGCUUACCAUCAGCAGCCGGAGUCUGAGAAUGUACAAUUAUCCAUGCUUUCUCAGGGGUGAUGCUGCUCAGUUCAUUUGACUGGGGAUUGAGUAAUUUGCCUUCAAAAUUGGGGAGAAAAUGGGAGAAAAGUAGAAAUAUACAGCUCUGGAAAAAAACAAGAGACCACUUCAGUUCUGAAUUAGUUUUUCUGAUUUUGCCACCUAUAGUUAUAUGUUUGAGUAAUGAAUGAAAAUUGUUGUAUUAUUCUAUAAACUACGCACAUCAUUCCUCCCAAAUUCCAAAUAAAAAUAUUGUCAUUUAGAGCAUUUCUUUGCAGAAAAUAAGAAAUGGCUGAUAAAAAAGAUGCAGAGCUUUCAAUAUUUGGUGGAAUAACCCUGGUUUUUAAUCACAGUUUUCUUUCAUCUUGGCAUGUUCUCCUCCACCAGUCUUACACACUUCUUUUGAAUAAUUGUAUGCCACUCCUGGUGCACAAAUUCAAGCAGUUCAGUUUGGUGUGAUGGCUUGUGAUCAUCCAUCUUCCACUUCAUUAUAUUCCAGAGCUUUUUAAUUUGGCAAAAUCAAAGAAACUCAUCAUUUUUAAGUGGUCCUUUAUUUAUUAUUUCCCGGAGCUGUAUACAUACAGUACCAGUCAAACGUUUGGACACACCUUCUUAUUCAAUGUUUCCUUUAUUUUUAUAUUUUAUAUUUAAUUUAUUUUGUACAUUGUAGAUUCAUAUUACAGACAAGUCACAUGAAGGGACACAUAUGGAAUUACAUAGUAAACAAGACCGUGAGAAAAUUCCCAGGGUGUGUAGAUCUGUCCUCAAAGCUAAAUGUGGUACUUAGAAGAAUGUAAUGUUUACAGAAUAAUUCUGCACAUGUUCCUGUAUAGCUUUAAUAUAGUCUUCAAUAUUAAAUUUACAAUGUAAAAACACAUUGAAUGAGAGGAUGUGUCCAAACUUUUGACUUUUACUGUAUAAAAAAAGUAGACUGUCUUGACUGAAAAUUGUUGAGGACAUGUUUGAUCUUUCCCCAUUAAUUAAUUUAUUGACCCAUUAAUAACUCGUUUGUCAACUGCCAAUGUCGAUUAAGUCAUUCAGAGUGGUUAAUCAGUGGCACCAAAUAAUUUAAUUCUUCUAAAGACAAAAAAAACAAAUUGUUUAGCACUUUCUGUAAUCCACACGUUCUGCCGCAGCUGAGAGGCUCCUGUGACUCGUUUAGCUCGCCUGCUGUGGUCAGAGUUGAGGAGGAAUAAUAGGCAUUUGAUACAAGUUCUGCAAUUAGAUCCUCACUGAGGAAGAGUGAUGGUAAACCGAGCUCACCUUCUUCUCGUAUCAGCAAUAUUUGAUCUGACAUUAAAAUAACUGCAUUUACAUUUUAAACCAGUACGUAUUACAAGCCCGUUUGUUUAUGGGUAUUUCGCGCCGACACCAAGUAUUGUGUAAGAUGAUUUAUUUAUUUUGUACAGUUAUUAUUAUAUAUAAAUAUUUGUACUGUAAUCUAUAGAUCAUGCAUGUUCGGGAUACCACACAUAAAAUAUCAGUGCAUUCUGUCUGUCAGGGAUCAGCUUUUUUUUCCCAGCAUUUUUUCCACCUUUGUCUAUGUUAUGUAAUAGUUACUAAAAUGACCAACACCAUACGUCUGUAGUUCUAUUGACCUGAUCUACGCAACAUUUCACAACAAGCGCCACUUUUGACACAGGGCCACAGUGUUGUUCUGCAUUCUUUCCUCCGUAAAACACAUCAGUGUAGAUGAGUGUUUGCUGUUUAUUUUCCUCAAGCCAGCUUUUUGA